Messenger RNA from Exserohilum turcica Et28A, 321 nucleotides. RefSeq lists its product as uncharacterized. The coding region runs from base 1 to 321 and encodes 106 amino acids. The transcript is spliced from 2 exons. Gene Ontology annotation, cellular component: mitochondrial outer membrane. NCBI's taxonomy places the organism in Eukaryota, Fungi, Ascomycota, Dothideomycetes, Pleosporales, Pleosporaceae. The record is from RefSeq and is a predicted model, not a curated record. Gene Ontology annotation, biological process: mitochondrial outer membrane translocase complex assembly; protein insertion into mitochondrial outer membrane.
AUGUCGAUGAGCAACGAGAGCUUCGUCGAGCCAUCCUCGGCCGAUGAGAUCGACUCCCUGCCCUCGUCCUCGACGAAUUCCGAGGCCGACGAAGAGGAAUACCUGUCCGAUGCGGAUCGAGAAUGGAGGGAAUCACUGCAGCAGCUAGAGCUGUUAUUGACCAUGGUUAUGGUCCCAUAUCUGGGGAAAUACUUUGGCAGGAAAGCCGCGUAUUGGGGGUGGGCCAAGUUCAUGGAAUGGAAGUAUCCCGUCGAUAUUGUCUUUUCGAGUCCGACGACGUUCAAGCUAGCUGGAGCAGCCGAGGCAGCCGCGGCACUGUGA